AUGCCGAUUGAUUCAAGGAAAGAACCUGUUUCUUGGUUUGACAUCAACUAUUUGCUAGCCAAGGGCUUUCAUUUCUUAGGAUAUAUGACAAAAUCCCAUUACUGUUCAACUUCUGAUAAUGGAGAAGAGUCACGGAGCUCCUCAAGGACUUCCAGGGAUUCUCAGAGGAAAACCAGGGACUCAUUUUCCAAAGAUGGAAAGCCAGAGAAGACAGGAACAGAGAGAAACCACAACACAUCUACUACAGAUAAGAAAGAAAGGCAGGGCUCUAAGAGAAGGGGCAGAGAAGAAACUAAAAAAGAAACAAAGAGCAGUUUAACUACAGAUGGCAAUGUGGUGACCUCAACAGUCGUGGAUGUUGACAAUGUGGUAGCCUCAGAUGCUGAAGAGGAAGAAUUAAUAGCUCUAAUAGAAAGUGAGAGAGGUGAAGAAGGAACUAGCACUUCCAGUUUUGGUGUGUGUGAGUGGAUUCUUACUGUAGUUUCAUUACUUCUCAUUCUGAUCACUUUUCCCAUAUCCGUAUGGUUCUGUGUUAAGAUAAUACAAGAGUAUGAACGUGCUGUAAUAUUCCGUCUAGGUCGAUUACUUCCUGGACGUGCCAAAGGACCAGGUCUCUUCUUCCUUCUUCCUUAUGUGGAUACUUACCAGAAAGUGGACCUUCGAGUUAAGUUAUUUGAAAUUCCCUUUCAUGAGGUCGUGACAAAAGACAUGUCCAUCUUGGAGAUUGAUGCAGUUUGCUAUUAUCGAAUAGAAAAUGCAUCUCUCAGCCUCACAGCUGUUUCUGACAUUGCCAAUGCAGUUAAGCUUCUCACACAAACUAUCAUGAAGCGCAUUCUUGCACACCGAACAUUUAUGGAAGUACUGCUGGAGAGAAAAGACAUUGCUGAUGAAAUAAAGGUAGCUUUGGACUCGCAUACCUGCCGUUGGGGGAUCAAAUUGAGCAUGCUGAAAUGUAUUAAAGGUGUGCAUUUGCCAGCAGAGUUGCAGCGUUCUAUGGCUAUUGAAGCAGAAGCACAAAGACAAGCCAAAGUGCGGGUUAUUGCUGCAGAGGGAGAGAAAGCUGCCUCAGAAGCUCUUAGGAUGGCAGCAGAGAUCUUGUCAAGCACUCCUCAAGCUGCCCAUUUGCGCUACCUUCACACUCUGCAUGCUCUCUCAAUGGAAAAGUCAUCUACUGUCAUUUUGCCUCUGCCAUUUGACCUCUUAAAACUCGUUUCUCCUGCUACAGAUAAAUCCUUAGAAAAAAAUCAUGUGCAAAGUGGAGAAACAGCAGAAUCUCAGAACCAGCCAAAAAAGGAUUCACCUAUGUUGUAGGAGCUGUUAGAGUCCAUGAGCAAAGCUGUUGUGAUUAUUAGUAAUGUUUAGAUAACAGGCUUUUCUUAGUGGGUGAGUUGGUCACUGACUCUAGAAAUGCUGGAUUUUCCCAGUUUAAUGUUUCAUUUUUCUUGUGUGUUGCUAAAAACUAAAUAUGACUAAAAUGUUAUUAGUUGCUUUAAACAUCAAUCUGAUUAGACUUUCCAUCCAUUUAGCAAUGAAGGACAAUUUGUUAUCCCACUUGAGUUUGUUGUCAUAACAUUAAAUUGAUUUAUAUGUGAAGGCCGCAUUGUUCUACUUUUUGUGGAAUCCAAAAACUUUCCACUGUUUAACUCCCUGAACACUAUUCUCAAUAGGAAG
Protopterus annectens (West African lungfish) is the source of this 1671-nucleotide messenger RNA. RefSeq names its product NPHS2 stomatin family member, podocin (gene NPHS2). Gene Ontology annotation, cellular component: plasma membrane. The record is from RefSeq and is a predicted model, not a curated record. NCBI's taxonomy places the organism in Eukaryota, Metazoa, Chordata, Ceratodontiformes, Protopteridae. Bases 1 to 1311 code for a protein of 436 amino acids. The transcript has 10 exons.